This is a messenger RNA of Exophiala aquamarina CBS 119918, 1431 nucleotides long. RefSeq lists its product as uncharacterized. The coding region runs from base 1 to 1431 and encodes 476 amino acids. The record is from RefSeq and is a predicted model, not a curated record. The transcript has a single exon. Lineage: Eukaryota; Fungi; Ascomycota; Eurotiomycetes; Chaetothyriales; Herpotrichiellaceae.
AUGUAUUACGGGAAAGCCUGGUCUGCGUUGGAUAAUGGCCACGCCGACCCGCAAACGGCAAAAACCAGAAAAGACAACCAAGACAGUCUGGCGCGACGGGUUCAAGAAAUUAGAGACUAUGGAGCGCGAGGAUUUGAUGUCCUCCCUGAACCUCAGUCCGAGGAAGAUGGCGGCCUCCAUGCGGAAUACCUUAAAGCGUUCCAAGCUAAUGCCGUGGCGCAGCGGCGGUGUGCAGAGGCCAUGCAGCGGAUCCAAGAAGUCAAGGCCGACGCCGAUGGGAACGCGACCGCUAGAAAUGCAGCGAGUGGUCGUGCGAGUUCUACGAGUGUGCUACAGAGACAUCUUAAAUUGCUCCGAUUGCAGAAGCAGCAUGGUGAACUGGUGUGUUUGAGGGAUGAAAUUGAGGCGCUGAAGUUGGCUCGCGGGUUGUCGAGUCUUCGGAUUGCGGUCGAUGCUGAUGCUGAUACUGAUGUGCCGGGUGUUGUUGCUUCCCAGCCUGUGGGCGAUGACACCGGUGGGACAAUCCCGAGGCUUGAGGGUCUGGUCGAGAAUUUGAUGAAAGGAAUGGAGAUCGCUGUGGUUCAAGCUCAACGUGAAGCUGGUCGGCAAGCGACGGCGUUGGAUGGCCUGAAGGCACAAUCGAGGCCUUUCUCUACGCAUACGGCGCAGCAACAGGUCUCUGCGCUGUCGUCAACGCGGAGCGAGUUGACUGCUUGGUUGGAGGAGAGCUUGGAGAAAUGUCAAGACGAUAUCGAUGGCGACCCGCGGUGUGUGGAGCACGCGAGUGGUCAGCGAGUCGCGUUUGAUGAGGUUGAAAUGGAGCAGAAGACGGAUGAAGAGUAUGAGCGGUACCUCGAAGCACGCAAGAGGUUGCUUUUGGCCGUGUCAGCACUCAAGACUGAAGUCUCAGGGGCCGGCUUACAGGCUGAAGGUCACGAGUCCGAGGCUGGGGCAAGGGAUAUGGAUACUAAUACGCGACCACCGAGGUUGGCAGAGACUCAUAUGGUUGGCUCUAUCGAGAAGAGGCUUUUGCCAGCUAUGCAGCAGCACAAUAUCACUCAGCAUCAUUUAGGGCUUGCUGAGGAGCAGCUGAGAACCGAGACUGAAAGUAUUGUCAAAGUGAUUGAGCGCCUUAGCGACGAAAGUCAGCUCCUCCAAGCCUACCCUAUGCUCGCUCACUCGGGACGAUUUCAACAUGCGAGCUCGGUCCUUGGCAGCAAGCCACGGGAUGAAAACGUGGAGCAGGAUAGAAUCGCGCAACUCAUUGAACCAUGGCUCUUUUCAGCAGAGGCGGCAGAUGUUGCAGCAGCAUCGGGAAUCGAGAAGCACCUGAAGCAAGGGAAAGAAGCCAUCGGAUCGGUUGCAAGAAGGAUGACUGAAUUGGGGCUUUUGAUAGAAGCUAGUCAUGAAAAUUCGACUUUUGAUCAGUAA